Molecule: messenger RNA, 3779 nt
Organism: Scaptodrosophila lebanonensis
Lineage: Eukaryota; Metazoa; Arthropoda; Insecta; Diptera; Drosophilidae
Product: diacylglycerol kinase eta-like
Exons: 5
Coding region: 1-1935 (644 amino acids)
Biological process (GO): diacylglycerol metabolic process; intracellular signal transduction; lipid phosphorylation
Molecular function (GO): ATP-dependent diacylglycerol kinase activity; protein binding
Source: RefSeq, a predicted model, not a curated record
AUGUCUAAGAAAAACCAAAAAGCAUUAACAAAACGCGCCUACGGAUUCUUGAGCGUGCGUUUCUUUGUGGUUGCCGAACCAGACAUUCGCCUCGCCACCCUGGCGCUUAUCAGACCACUUAUACCGCUGUUAGUGCUGACUUUCCAGUUGCUCUUUGACACAUACUCGUACUCGUUGGUAACUGUUCCAGCAGAGUCCAAACUAAUCGUCAACUCUCUCUUGCAGCCGAAUGAAGCUUUGCCCAAUUUACAAACACUUAAGGGUUCCAAGUCGAGCCUCUUUAUGGGGUCUACACUCUUCGGCUUCGAUCACUUCGGCACUGCCGAUAAGGAUGACAAGUCCGGCAAGGAGAAGGACAAAACACCACCAGAGGAGUGCAAUCGCAAGCUACCGAUUAUCAAUCCGCUCGUGCGGUUGCCCAAUUGGCCCAAUCUCACCAAUGGCACUGGAUUUAUUUCCAAGUGUUUGCUCGCCAAUGCGGACACUCUAUGCGCUGCAGUUAGUCCGCUCAUGGAUCCCGAUGAGACGCUGCUUGCGGGUUACCAUGAGAAGUGCGUGAUGAAUAACUAUUUCGGUAUUGGCAUCGAUGCCAAAAUCUCGCUGGACUUCCACAACAAGCGGGAGGAGCAUCCAGAGAAGUGUCGCUCACGUGCCCGCAAUUAUAUGUGGUAUGGUGUGCUGGGCUCGAAGCAGCUCCUACAAAAGACCUGCAAAAAUCUGGAGCAGCGUGUGCAGCUGGAGUGUGAUGGACAGCGCAUUCCAUUGCCCGAACUUCAGGGUAUUGUCAUCUUAAAUAUACCCAGCUUCAUGGGCGGCACCAACUUUUGGGGUAACACCAAGAAGGACGACAUCUUCCUCCCACCCAGCUUCGAUGAUCGCGUUUUGGAAGUUGUGGCCGUCUUUGGAUCGGUACAAAUGGCCGCCUCUCGCCUCAUUAAUCUGCAACAUCAUCGCAUUGCUCAAUGUCAGAGCGUACAGAUUAAUAUUCUUGGCGAUGAGGAGAUACCCAUACAGGUGGAUGGUGAGGCCUGGCUACAACCACCCGGCAUGAUACGCAUUUUGCACAAGAAUCGUGUCCAGAUGCUGUGUCGUAACCGCAGUUUGGAGGUAUCCUUGAAGAGCUGGCAAGAGAAACAACGUCAGCACAGCAUUUCCAUUCAACGUGACGCCUCGUCGACUGCCUCGGAACAUGCCACCUCUACCGAUGAAGUCAUUUCGGAGCGUGAGUGCUAUGUGCUGCUCAAUUUCAUUGAGGCUGUCAGCUCUUUGGUGAAAUGGGUCAAGUUCUUGAUCAUAUCCCAUCCGGCACUGCAACACGAUCUUUACGAGGUAGCCUGCCGUGCCAGUGAGGCCCUGGAGUCUAUACAUCCCCAGGGCAAGCUGCUGGAAGGUCCCUCGUUGCGCACCAAGCUGGUGGAGGUCAUCGAUUCGUCGCGUCAGCUUUAUGACGAUGCUUGUACUUUGCUCAGAGAUCGUGGACACAGUCUCAUAUUGCGUGAGGAUCUGGAAACUAAAUUGAGUGCAGCAUUGGCCAACAUGGAAAUGGAGCUGAAGAAAUGUUCCGUUCAAAAGUGCAUCGAUGGCAAGCUGCGUGCCUACUUUAAUGUCCUGGCACCCAAUGAAGAGUCCGAUGGUCGCCGGAAAUCCCGUCUCUUCUGGGUACGUCUACGCUCAGGCUCUACCGCCGGUCAACAACAGUUCAAGCCACCGCUCACCAACACGCGUGAGGCUGCCAAUAACUGGAGCGUCAAUGAGGUGGUCACCUGGCUGGAGACUAUGCAGCUAUCCGAAUAUGUGGAUAGCUUCCUAAAGAACGAUAUUCGUGGCAAGGAGCUGUUGACACUAGGCCGGCGAGAUUUGAAGGACUUGGGCGUUGUAAAAGUAGGUCAUGUGAAGCGCAUCCUGCAGGCUAUUAAGGAUUUGAGCGAGAACUAAAUCGAACCCAACUAUGCCACUACAAUCAAAAUUGUUCCUGUUUUGUGAGAGGGGAGGGAAGUAGAGAGAGGGGGAAAGUGUAGGGGAGAUUGUUUAAUGAACUACCGGCUAGUACAAAAAUCAGUCUUCGAAAGCCGCUCUUAGAGUUUGUUGUGCUUGGGAUAUGUUAAGGCAUUUUGUGUGGCUGUUUAGUGUUGUAAGCGAACAGUAAGAGUGUUAGUUUUUUUAUGGGAAAAAUGCAUAACACAAUCACUAUUUAUAGGCUAGCUUAGCUAACGAAAACAAAAUUAACAAAACAAACUGAAAUCGGGUGGGAAUAAUUGAGUGAACGCGCCUAACUCUAAAGCUCGAUUUUAGGAGCGGGGCUAACGAACAAAAAUCUCUUUAAUUAUUUCAAAACUAUUUAAAUUAUAAAUGAUUUCGUUUCAAGAGAAAGAAAACGAAGAUUAUUUCAAAACUAUUUAAAUUAUAAAUGAUUUCGUUUCAAGAGAAAGAAAACGAAAACAGCUAUUUAGUUAAAAGAGACUUGCCUAUCAUUUUCUGAUCUAGUCAUGUAAGCGCAAAUAACUGAAUUUCAUUUUUGGAUUUGUCAAAAGCAAAAUUAUUGAAUUGGCAGCAAAACGAAUUUAAAUGUAGUGGCACAUGCAAAACCAAAAGGAUAUUAAUUAACAGCAAACCCAACAACUAGUUUUUAAGAAAGCAAGCAGCGUUUAAGAUCCCAUUUACGCUUAACUCUUUUUCAAAUUCGAAAAUCGAUUAGGAAAAUGACUCGUUUAUACCUUUAGACCCAAACAAAAAACAUUCUAAAUUAAUAAGCAAUUUAAUUUUUAUAAUUGUAAACCCAAAAGACAAAUAUCUAUUUUAAAACCAAUCUCGACAUAUUAUUGUAUUAUUAAUUAUACCUUCUCUAAGCUAUAUACAUACUAUACAUACAUGCAUACAUAAAUCGUGUAAAUGUUUCCCAACAUUGUUGUGUCGAACCCAUGCUAACAUUAUACUCGUAAUUGUAACAAAGAAAAGUCUGUUUGAUGUGUCAUUUUUUGUGGUAACCAAAAAUUAAGAUAAAAAAAAACCAAAAGCAAAUGAAAUUCGUUUAUUUAUAAUGUACAUGGAAUUUAGUUACUAAAUUUAAAGCGUUUUUUUCGUCAUAAGUUUAGGUCCUAGGGCAAGUACCAGUAAGUGCGGAGCACUUCGGUUCGGUGCGGUGCGCCAGUGUUUCCGUUAGUUUGGUAUGUAUUUCAAAAUUUAGCUAGAUUGUAAAACUCGGAUUAAAUUUGUGUGUUGAAGACCUUUUGGUAUACCUUUUAAUUGUUUGGUGAAGCAAAGCAAGCAACUUUUAUCAAAAAUGUAAGAAAUGAAAAACCCAACAUUCGAAUUAAGAGAAUUGUGCUAAAUUUUUAUAGUUACCUAUUUUCGAUUAGCAAAAGUAUAUACAUACAUAUUUACAUAUAUAUUAUACUAUAUAUAUACAUAUAUAUAUAUGGCUGCAUAUACAUCGUACACCAUGUCUGUGUGAGAAAACCAAGAAUACCUUUAUUUUAGUUUUUCUAAAGUAAGUCGUUUCCAAAUGUUUGCUCAAGUUGUCUCCAGUUGAGCGAGUUUUUGAAACGAAUAAUUCUAACUAAUAAUAAACAAUAACAAAUCUCUUGAGCGACGUCUAUAAAUUAUAUUUUUUGAUAUAUAAGUAUAAAUGGGCCCAGACCAACUCGAUUGAUUUGUUGUAAACCUUUGCAAUAUAAUUUCAAGUAAUACCUACAACAACACUCUCAAGCUGCACAUUUCUUUAAGUGUGUUGAAUAAAUACAAUUUUUGAGAUAUAUUUGUGAAAUAUCUGAACUAUUUAC